AUGUGUUUAGAAAUAAAUGAAGGGUGUGAUGAAAUGCUGAAUAAUAUUCAGAAGCAUUUCCCAGGUAAAUUUGAAAAACUACAAGAGCGGUUUGUGACACCAUUCAGUACUGGGGAACCUAAUCCUCCUCCAAAGUUUUACGGUGUGCAACAUUUCUUUGUUGAAUUCAUUCAGCACACAUCUUCCCCAGCUUUUAAUCAGUACUUGACAGAUGUAUUCAUUUCCAAAAUUUUAGAACUUAACGAUUUUGAUCUAUGCUCGUUCCCAGACUCAAAGUCCACUAAACAGAUUUAUACAUUUCUGGUGCUUGUUUUAAGAUUGCUGGGGAAAUUUCUUGGAUAUAUAUAUUUCUUGCCUUAUAGAGAAAAUACUAUUUUGCCUGCUAAUAUAGCUAGUUAUCACUCAUCAUUCAGAAAACACAGAGUUAUCCCGAUCAAUACACUUAAAUUGCUUAAGGUGGCCAUUCAAAAACAAAGAACUAUCUUGACUGUGCCCUGGAUUGUUGAAUUUCUGAGUAUGAUUGAUACUGUUGCUAAAAAUUUUCAAGAACUUAUUGUUGGCUGGUUGCUAGAUGUUUUGGGCUAUAAUGCAGAACUAUGCAGCAAGAGUUGCUCCCUUGAGUUUUUAGAAGGGGACCAACUCAAGGGAAUUGAUUCAGAGCAAUUAGUUGAUAAACAACUAAUUCAUGAAUGUUGUUUGUACUUAGUUGAGUUCAAAGUUCUAAUAUAUAAUUUUGUUCAUGGGAUUAAAACAAAAAGCCAGAAAGUAAGAAAAAUUACUCCUUUAACAACAGCAAAACCUAAACAUUCCUCAAUUAAUACACAAGAAUUGGAAAGCCAGUUGGUGGAGGCAUUUUCAACUUUACGGGCAUCAUCUCUGAAGAAAAUUGUAAAAACAAUCAAGUUUAUUUCUAAAUGCAUGGUCUCAAAAGUGAUUAGAAAAAUAGACAUAGAAUUAAAAAACAUAAAACUUAAGUAUGCAGAAAACGUUCGCCAAAGUAAACAAGAUCCUGCUCAAGCUUCCAAAAAUAAUCCAUUUGAACAAAAUCAGCAAAGAGGUUAG
Uloborus diversus is the source of this 1062-nucleotide messenger RNA. Its product is annotated as codanin-1-like. Gene Ontology annotation, biological process: chromatin organization. The transcript is spliced from 3 exons. Gene Ontology annotation, cellular component: nucleus. Bases 1 to 1062 code for a protein of 353 amino acids. The record is from RefSeq and is a predicted model, not a curated record. NCBI's taxonomy places the organism in Eukaryota, Metazoa, Arthropoda, Arachnida, Araneae, Uloboridae.